AUGCAGAGGCGGCAGUUGAGAGGCGGAGUAGGCGCCCUCUUCAGCGGCUGUAUAUUCUUGGUGUCAUCUGUGCCCCACCAGUCCCCGUCGCGUUUGCUGCAUCGAGUCGUGUCACUGUAUUCCAAUACCCCAGCCCCCGACGCUGCCCGCUCCUCUCGCUCUUCUUCGCCACUGCGCAUUGCCAGCCAACUGACAACGGCCUCGGCCAUCCUCUGGGACCCCAAGUUUACAUCGCGAGCGCCUCCGGGCAGCCUCCACCCCGUCCACGCAGGCACUCUCGUCCCCCCGCACCGCACAGACUCGUCCAUCAGCGUCCGCAACCUCGGCGACGGUGACGCCAACGGCGACACUACGCCCAUCGUGCCCACUAUGGAUAACCGAAGACACCCCAGCUCCUUCCAGCAGCUUGAGAAGCUUGGAGAGGGCACCUAUGCCACGGUCUUCAAAGGCCGCAACCGCCAGACGGGCGAGCUCGUCGCCCUCAAGGAGAUUCACCUCGACUCAGAGGAGGGCACGCCCUCGACGGCUAUUCGUGAAAUCUCCCUCAUGAAGGAGCUGCGCCACGAGAACAUUGUCCUGCUGCACGAUGUCAUACACACCGAGAACAAACUCAUGCUUGUCUUUGAAUUCAUGGACAAGGAUCUCAAGAGGUACAUGGACUCACGCGGCGACCGAGGUGCUCUCGAUCCAGCCACCAUCAAGUCGUUCAUGUACCAGCUGCUCAAGGGAAUUGCCUUUUGCCACGAGGCCCGCGUUCUCCACCGCGAUCUAAAGCCUCAGAACCUGCUGAUCAACAACCGCGGACAGUUGAAGCUGGCCGACUUUGGUCUUGCCCGCGCUUUUGGAAUUCCAGUCAACACCUUCUCCAACGAGGUCGUGACCCUAUGGUACCGUGCUCCCGAUGUCCUGCUCGGCAGUCGCACCUAUAACACGAGCAUCGACAUUUGGUCAGCUGGCUGCAUCAUGGCCGAGAUGUACACGGGCCGACCCCUCUUCCCAGGAACUACCAACGAAGACCAGGUCCAAAAGAUCUUCCGACUAAUGGGCACGCCGUCUGAACGCUCAUGGCCAGGAAUUUCACAGCUGCCCGAGUACAAGAACAACUUCCCCGUCUACCACACCCAGGAUCUGCGCCUUAUCCUGCCACAAGUCGACCAGGUUGGGCUUAACCUGCUCAACAGUAUGCUUCAACUCCGACCAGAGAUGCGCAUAUCUGCCGCGAAUGCCCUUCAGCACCCAUGGUUCAACGACUUGCCGCAACGUCAACAAGAAGUCGCCCAGAUGCAAGCCCAGGCACAUGCCCAGGCACAGCAGGCUCAGAUGGGUGGCGGCUACCAAGUACCUCAGAACGCCUACUAG
Molecule: messenger RNA, 1359 nt
Organism: Bipolaris oryzae ATCC 44560
Lineage: Eukaryota; Fungi; Ascomycota; Dothideomycetes; Pleosporales; Pleosporaceae
Exons: 3
Coding region: 1-1359 (452 amino acids)
Biological process (GO): protein phosphorylation
Cellular component (GO): cytoplasm; nucleus
Molecular function (GO): ATP binding; cyclin-dependent protein serine/threonine kinase activity
Source: RefSeq, a predicted model, not a curated record